CAGAGCCAUGCAAGAGUCUUUUUUUUUUAUUACUCCGGUCAAAAGCCGCACGGUAAGCGAGUGGCAUGCAAAGACGCCAAGCUUGACGAUCCCAACUAUUUAUUGCCCGCUAGUUUAGUGCCCUUGCUGAGAACACCAGGGGUGGCAGACCACCAGGGACACCUUUUGGGUGAUGGAAAAAAAGGAACCAUAACGACUCAGGUUAGUAGCCAGCGAAAGCAAAUGUGGGCUCGUCAAAAGAUCAGCGGGGAUCGCGGAAGGGAGCUGGAGUUUGAGUUCGCAUAAUUCCAAGCUAGUUCCCUGUUCGGACGCUGUCACUUUUGGUCCUCCUCAAAAUGUUUUGGUCGCAAUCUGGAUAAGACUGCAUUCCUUUGUCACAAACUCCCUGUGUCUUUGCCACAUGAUCUCGACCGACGGGAGGCUCUUUGUCACUUCUGUUGAGCUGCAUAUCGUAUAAGAAACCGCCGUUUGGCCC
This is a messenger RNA of Pyricularia oryzae 70-15, 475 nucleotides long. RefSeq lists its product as uncharacterized. The annotation marks the transcript as partial. Lineage: Eukaryota; Fungi; Ascomycota; Sordariomycetes; Magnaporthales; Pyriculariaceae. The record is from RefSeq and is a predicted model, not a curated record. The transcript has 3 exons.